AUGGGGCCUUCUUCUUCUUCUUCUUCUUCUUCUUCCUCAGUUUUCUUUUUCCUUCUGUUAGUCUCACUUGCAGCAACCUUCACCUUCGCUUCUGGUGAAGUGAUUUUCAAGGAUGGCUUGAAAAACUCCAUUCAACUCAGACUCCCCAGCGCUUCAGGUCCUGAAAGCUUCGCCUUUGACUGUAUCGGAGAGGGGCCAUAUACUGGUAUAUCAGAUGGUAGAAUUCUCAAAUGGCAAGGAACUCAGAAAGGAUGGGUUGAGUUUGCUGUCACCUCACCAAACAGGGAUAGGAAACUAUGUGAUGGAUCCACAGAUCCAAACAAGGAGGCUACUUGUGGGAGCCCAUUAGGACUCAAAUUUGACAGGAAAACAUGUAAUCUUUAUAUAGCAGAUGCGUACUUUGGGCUACUAAUGGUCGCGCCUAGUGGUGGUGUGGCCAAACAACUAGCCAUUUCUGCUUACGAUGGCGAUGCUCCUUUCAAAUUCCUUAACGGCUUAGAUGUUGAUAGCCUAACAGGCGUGGUUUAUUUCUCAGAAAGCAGCACCGUUUACCAAAGAAGGGAAGUUGAGAUGAUAUUCCAAAAAGGAGAUAAAACAGGAAGAUUGCUGAAAUAUGAUCCGAAAACUAAGAAAGUAGAGAUCUUGCUGAAAGGCUUGGCAUUUGCAAAUGGUGUGGCUUUGAACAAGGAUGGCUCAUUCCUUCUGGUAGCAGAAACAAGUUCAAGAAAGAUUACAAAGUUCUGGCUCAAAGGCUCCAAGAAUUACACCUCAGAACUCUUUACACAACUUGAAAGGCCACCAGAUAACAUCAAGAGAAAGAAAAAUGGGGAUUUCUGGGUGGGUCUGAACAGUAACAGAACAUCAUCGGAAAAUGCUAAUACUAAUGAGAGUUUAGGGGAUGACCCUGUGGGAGUGAAGUUUGAUGAGAAGGCUAAGACUUUGGAGGUUUUGGAUGGAAGAGGAGGUCCAGAGCUUGAGUCUGUGAGCGAAGUGAAAGAACAUUAUGGGAAAUUGUGGAUUGGGUCGGCUACCAAACCUUACGCUGUUGUAGUUAAGGUAUAGCUUUAAAUCAGGAAUCAUACUUCUGGACUUGUGCUUUGAAUGUAAUAAAUGUUCAUCUUGAACUUGCUUUUAUAGAUGUUUUCUAAUAAUCAUUUCGAUUAUUGUAAUUGAGUUAUAGACUAGGAAUGAAAAUAAGAAUAUACAUAUAUCUAUGUUCAAGGUCAUCGA
Molecule: messenger RNA, 1230 nt
Organism: Neltuma alba
Lineage: Eukaryota; Viridiplantae; Streptophyta; Magnoliopsida; Fabales; Fabaceae
Product: protein STRICTOSIDINE SYNTHASE-LIKE 10-like
Exons: 3
Coding region: 1-1062 (353 amino acids)
Cellular component (GO): endomembrane system
Molecular function (GO): hydrolase activity
Source: RefSeq, a predicted model, not a curated record